AUGUCUUCAUAUCAAUCUCAACCAGGCUGUCGUGAUGAACAACAGCGCCAACAACAACAACAAGCUGCAUCACUGAGUUACACUCAAAAUGCUGCAGCAGCUUCACAUCAUCCAUCGAUUUCAUCGGAAGCGGCCAGUAGUGGACAUCAUCGUAGUAGCAAAAAACGUCCAGUCGUCUUUGUAGUCUAUUACUCAAUGUAUGGUCAUAUCGAACGUAUGGCCAAAGAAGUAGUCGCUGGCGUUGAAGCUUCGGGCUGUGAAUGUCGCUUAUUUCAAAUCGCAGAAACGUUGCCCAGCGAAGUUCUCUCUAAAAUGCAUGCUAAAGAGAAGAACUCUCAAGUGCCAAUUAUCUCAGUUGAUCAACUACCUGAAGCAGAUGGCAUCCUUUUUGGCAUACCUACACGUUUUGGUUCAGCACCAACACAAGUACGUGCUCUAUUUGAUCAAUGUGGGCGUCAUUGGAUGUCCGAUGCACUUUUUGGCAAACCAGUUGGUAUUUUCUUCUCGACAGGCUCUCUUGGUGGUGGUCAAGAGACGACUGCACUCACUUGUGUCACUUUCUUCUCCCAUCUUGGCAUGAUUUUCGUACCACUCGGAUAUAAGGACAAAAGUCUUCAAAAUAUCGACGAAGUACAUGGUGGAUCAGCAUACGGUGCGGGCACACUCGCUGGUGAUGGUUCGCGACAGCCAAGUGCGCUCGAACUCAAAGUUGCGCAAACCCAAGGUCGACAAUUUGGAAAAGUUGUUAAAAAACUCGCUCGUUAG
This is a messenger RNA of Adineta ricciae, 765 nucleotides long. The record is from the annotation of a GenBank genome assembly. NCBI's taxonomy places the organism in Eukaryota, Metazoa, Rotifera, Eurotatoria, Adinetida, Adinetidae.